GAUCACAAACUCAAAAAGCAAAAGAGAAACUUCGACAAUUUUUACACGAAGUGAGUGACUGGAGGCCGUGGCCGCUGAGGCAUAGUGCACAGAUGAACGGUCUCUAUCUCGCACCCUCCCUGCCAUCCUCCAAGCGCUCUACUGAUAAGGAAUGUUUGUACACUGACUCACAAGAACGUUUCCAAAACUGCGAAGCCAACGAGGUGCGGGCAAGAGUGGAGCGCGAGUGAAUGGGGCAUGGCUCCCGUACCAUCGGUACCAUCACCAGUGUCGGAGGUGCUUGCAAACUUGGUCAUGUGAAUAAUACACGCCUCGUGCUAAUUUGUCUUCUCUCGGGACAAAGGUCGACACGGCAUCGGCGUUAGCAGCAGCUUCGAAAGUAGUAUGAUCUGACCGACGAGACGAUGUCGCAUUUCGGAUACGUUCCGGUCUUCUACGUCAAGCAGCUCGACGCCCCGAGCCAAGACUUCAAGAAUCGCUUGCUCACGACGCUUCAAAGUGCCAUCAGACAGGUGCAGGAUGUUGCCGAUGCAUCCGCGGAUGAAGGUUUGAGUGAGGAUUCAGCCGAGGCGUGUUCUUUGUGCGAACAACUGGACAAGGUCUUUCUUUACGGCUUGCAGCAGCCGGAGUGGGGCUACUGGCCAUGGGUUCGAAAGUUCACCCACGAAGAGAGUGUGCAGGAGAUAUCCUCGCUGUCCAACGUCUCCACGGGGCUGGGCCAGGGGCGUGCCUGGCUCUUUGCUUCCCUCAACGCGGCCCUUCUCGAGGGCUACAUGCGCUCCUUUGCUCAGAAUCAGAAGCUACUCAAGAAAGGUUACUCCACCGACUCCUUUCUCAGAGAUGUUGAGAGUCUAGAGCUGCUGGCAACUAUGGUGUCUGGACUUGAAUUCAUUCCUUUCCAGCUGAACCAGAACAAUUCACACCUUGACGAUACCAGUGCUUGGUCCAGGCUGGGGAAUGGGAGGUUCCUGCUGACCCAAAACUCCGGUUCCUUCUGUGGCUCCCAGGUCGUCGAACUAACUCCGGGUGUUUCCUCGUUGACCCUCUCAUCGGCGGACGGCUCCUCGGGCGACUCCCACGACGACGGCGAGGACUCCGGCAUCCUGAGCGCGCACGUGUCCUCCACGACGCUGGCUUCGCUGGCAUCGCCCGCGGAAGAAGUGCACAUCCCCGAAACCUGCGGCUGCACGGACUGCGCGACAUUCCUCAACGACGAGCGGAUAAGACGUAUCAUCAGCCUCGAAGCAGACUACACUGACCUGGAAGUGAUCAGAGCUCCGAGAAGCCGACGGAAAAAGGGCAGCGAGCCCUCAGCGUCGGAUGGGUCCUCGGCCGUCAGUGUGAUUGUCGGUAGUGCAACGAGUGCAGGUUUUUGUGAUUCGUCGGGUGACUGCAGUGGUGCGAUCGAAAUUGGAGCGGCGAAUCCUUCCGGUGAGCUGACCCCCCAAAAUAGUGGGGACCAAGCAAGUUUGACGAGAGAGGGCGAUUCGACCGGUGUGUUUGGUACUCAGGAGGGCAUAAGAGAUGUCCCCGAAGAGCAGGUGGAUUCUGGAGCCUUGUUGGAGGCCGUGGGCGGAGUUGGCGGGUCGGAAAACUCGGAUGGUCCGGCUUUGGAGGAGGAUGAGGCCUCAAUUUAUGACGGCAGAGGAGAAACUGCGACGGCCUGUGCGGUGCAAGAAGAGCAACUCGGGAAGGAGUCUAGCUCUGGUGACGUCGAUCGACCCGAGCUCGUUGAAGAUGUCCGGGAGGAAGAUCUGGCAUCAAUGCCGCGGCGGAAAAGCGGGGGGCUAGACCUCAAGGUUGAAAACAAUUCACUUCUCUUCCUGGUGCUGGAAAUCUUCGAAGCCGACGAUGAAAAGCUUUAUAAGAUGUUCCUGUCGUGGAAGCGGUACGACGGGGCUGGACGGUUGCAGCCCGUGUUCUUGCUCCUCUCGACCAGGAACCUCUACUUACUCUCCCCGGGCGGGGAAGGGGGACCGAGAUUCGUCAAGGACUCUGUGGUGCCUCUGCACAAUGUCGGGCUGAUCAAUGUUUAUCUAAACUACCAGGGAUUUUCAUUGACGACAGUGAAUGGAGCCAGGAUGGAAAUAGCAACGGGUCGCGCUGAACUAACAAGGAACAUCAUUUCUAGUCUGGAUUUGGCCGUACGAAGAACCCACAGAAAUGGCAAGAAUCUUCUGUCCGUCCUCACAAACUGCUCCUCCCAGUUGACUUCCCUUCAGCAUCUCCUGGCUGAUGAAUUCAAAGUUCCGGUGGAAGAGGUGCUGGUAAAGGACUAUCGCCUGGUCCACUGGGAAAUCGACACGCACCCUGAAGCGGGAGAGUUGUCUCCGGCAGGAGCCACACGGUCUGGUCCACUCAUGUGGAGGUUCCUCGAGAACCGGUCGAAGAAGGAGAAGAAGAAGCAGUGGGAAAGCAGCUACUUCUUGCUCAGGGCGGGAGUCUUGUACAGGUUCAGGUGCCCCGAGGACACAAUAGCAAGCUCCAGCUACCUCAUCAGCUCGUCGGGCUGCGGGGCGUCCCAGCCUGCCACGGAGGCGGGCAGGCCCCACACCCUGCAGCUGAACCUUGGCCCUAAGGGGGCCUGCCUGCAGCUGGCAGCCUCCAAUCAGGCCGACCUGGAGCUAUGGGCCAAGGCUUUUCGACGGGCGGCGCAGCACCUCGGGCGUCCGGCCGACCAGGGGGGCCUCGUGGCCUGCUGCCUGGUCCUGGUGGGCGACCUCGUGCUGACCCUCGUCGAGGGCGGGAGGGUCCUGGGUCGCGGAGGGGUUGUCGAUAUUGGCCUGGUGCACAGCGAGGACGUCUUCUGCGUGCUGGAGUUUGAGAGCGGAGAGGCGGAGAGCUGUUGUUUCAACUGGAUACUCUGGUUCUCCACUGAGGAAGAGAAGAAGGAGUUCCUGGCUGUCAUCUCCUCCUCGUGGCAGGACAUAUUCAAAGUUUCGCUCGACAUCACGCACCUGAAGAACAACAACCUCAAAAGUCACUGCCUCGAACGAGCGGCGGAGCUUUCGGCGCGGAUCAGCGAGCUGCAGGCUCUCUGCCUGGACGUCUGAUGCAAAGAGCCGUGGCCCCAGGCCACCCACGACAAAGCCAUCCGGUUGGCAUGACAAACAAAGUGGAGGCAGUUAGAGAGUUGUUGCGCUGUUUUGGGGAGGCUGUUUCUAAUCUACCCGUUUCAGUUGCAUUUGAAUAUCUGUAAACGGCGCCAAAGUCUGUGCUGUUUGGCUGUGAUAAUGGGACGAUGAAUUGGAAUUUGUGGCAUCUAGUGUUGAUUUGGAAGUUCUGCAGGAUGCUAGAAUGGCUGCUUCUGUCAUUUUUGCGUAGGACAAGACGGGUGCGGGUGGUUUGAUUCGGCGGGUGGCCGCCUUUCGGCGCCAUGCAUUGCGUGCAAUGACUGCGUUGUGCAGCUAGAGUUAAGCCAUUUUUUAAGGUUGAAUGAAUGAACGCGACGCAUACUUCUGGCUCCUAUUUUCGGUUGGCAACCGUAGCUAGUCAUCCUUGAAUUCGCACAUAGAUGUUUUGAUGUUGUUUUGUGUGCAUUGACUGCCAAAGAAUUCUUUUGCUUGUGUUGAAUAUUUUGUUUUUAGCAUGUCAGGAUGAAUGUGCUCACAUGUGCACUGUCCUAAUCACAUUUCUCAUAAGACCUAAAACGAAAUCAAAGUGACACUUGUUGCAGAUACUGUUCUCAGAUUUUUCUGGAGUGUUUUUUUUUAGUUCUUCAGUAUCGGACAUUCUCAACAGAUUGCCCGGUAGGUUAAGAAGUUGUAACAACGAGUUGGUAAACCAUGCUGUCGUGCCUGGACAUAGCGCAAGUGAUAAUUGUUGGAACCGUUUUGCAAUGGUGGUUUAUUAGUUAUGGUACAGUUACACUAGCGAUGGACGUUUUAUGGCAUAUUUCAUUUUGGUUGUUGCUUUGAUUUUUGAUCAACAUAUGUACCACCUCUGUCAGGUUCCUUUCAGAUUCUUCAUUUUUUGACCAUUCUACUGAAUCUCGGGCUAAGUGUCUUACUGCUUCUUGUUCACAUCUAUUAUUUUUACGUGCAACAUUGAUUGGUGCAGAAACGCUCCGCUUUCUGUAUCUAUGUUUAUUCUAUAGGGGCAACACUGUAAAUAGUACUAGUACUAUCACUUUCUCUCUCCUUCUAAUUUUAAUAUAAUUAUCACUGGACAUGUAUGUGAUAUGUUUUCACAUUACAUCAGAUCUCAUUUCAUAUGUUUUAUGUAUAGUGAGCAACUAAGUUUCCUAAGGCUGCAGCUGUGAUACCAUUGGGUUGAUAUGCACAAAUGUCAUUGUGUGUAGGAUCGUUUGUGGUGCAAGCAAGCAAGCACAUCUUUAUGCAAUAACUCUUUAUAAAUCUUGCUUGUGUAGCUGACUUGAACAUGUGUAGCAAAGAUACGCUAUAAUAAAAACCUUCUUGCCUGAAAGA
Ixodes scapularis (black-legged tick) is the source of this 4427-nucleotide messenger RNA. RefSeq names its product pleckstrin homology domain-containing family M member 2. The transcript is spliced from 16 exons. Gene Ontology annotation, molecular function: kinesin binding. NCBI's taxonomy places the organism in Eukaryota, Metazoa, Arthropoda, Arachnida, Ixodida, Ixodidae. Gene Ontology annotation, cellular component: endosome membrane. The coding region runs from base 405 to 3053 and encodes 882 amino acids. The record is from RefSeq and is a predicted model, not a curated record. Gene Ontology annotation, biological process: positive regulation of membrane tubulation; lysosome localization; Golgi organization.